AUGGACAUCGAUGAGAUGUCAGCGAUUGACCUGUCACAGGCACAACAGGAAGGGUUGCAAAAGCUGCUCCACAUCCUUGGCCCUAAGGGCGUGGAGUACCUCAUCGCCCAGGGCAAAGAAAAGGUUAACAAGCGUAUUCAUAUGCUUGAUGAAUAUAAUAAAGCUCUAGUCGAGCAUGUAAAGGCACAGAUGCCUUCUUCUUCGCCUUCGCCCAUGUCAACUAUGGUGCAAGAAGUGAUCCGCAGACCAAAACCAAUACAAAUGGAAGUCGAUAAGUUCGACGGCAAGGAAGAUGACAACCUUAUGCUUUGUUUCCAACAGGUCGAGUCGGCUAUGUUUAGCCGACACUGUUGUUGA
This is a messenger RNA of Peronospora belbahrii, 357 nucleotides long. The record is from the annotation of a GenBank genome assembly. NCBI's taxonomy places the organism in Eukaryota, Oomycota, Peronosporomycetes, Peronosporales, Peronosporaceae.